AUGAAUCAAUUCGAGGUGUUGGCUGGUGACGAACCUGCAAGCAAAGAAACCGAGCUCUUUCGAUUCCAAAGUCUUGUGCCCGAUGCCAAGAUCGCUUUGCAGGAAAAAGUCCAAGACGAAUACCCACGAUUUGACACCAAUCAGUAUCCAGCAAACGUCUCUUUAUUAGCAUGCUCAUCGGUGUAUGGCUACUAUGUGGCAGCUACUCUUGAAGGAUUUAUCUAUGGAUCAACAAAGACACUACGAUCAACAACCAAGAGCCUUGAAAAGGGCGGCGUGGGAUCAGUGGAUGAUAAGAUCUUCAUCAGAGUGCAAGGUGCGAUACAGCAUUUACGAUUGACAGCAGAAGAAGCUCGCAUUGUGGUCACUGUUACCAACGGUGAAGUGUUUGUUUAUCACGCCAAGGAUAUUGUUCAACAGCGAGAGAACGUUGCACCUACAAGUACAUUCAAAUUGGAUCAGGAUAUCCUCGACAUUCGGCCCAAUCCUGACGCACAUCCAAACCUCGCUGCUGUGCUCCUAAAGAACAAUCAAUGCAAGUUUGUCGAUAUCACCAAUGGCGCCACCACUGCAUCCAUCGCCAACAAUGAUAUCACAUCCCUUUGCUGGUCACCCAAGGGCAAGCAAAUCGUAUGCGGCAAAAAGGAUGGUCAACUCGAGACAUUUGAUACAAGUGGCGCUUCCAAAUCAUUGAUUGAACAACCUUCAAAAAUGCAAGAAGCUGGAUCUCGUUAUGUGUUGGGAGUUUUAUGGAUCGAGACACACAUCUUUUUGGCAGUUUAUGCACAAUUGCGUCAAAGUGGCACGGACGAGCACAUCCAUGAUGCAUUCAUUAUUCAACGAUUUGCAAAAUCAGAGAACAGACCAACAAAGUACAUUCAUCUCGACGAAGUGACACCCGUAUUCAGCAUGGAUGAUCGUGACGCCAACAUGUAUAUGGAAAUCAUUCGCGACUUUAGCAGUGAUAUGAAGACAGCAGUGAUCCUUGCUCACAGUGCAGCUACCGAUAUUUCAGUGAUUGGUCAAGAUGAAAAUGGAGAUUGGGCAACAUGGAUGCUCCCAGAGAAUGGUCUUGCCAGCUUGCCGCUUUCUGAAGAAACCAACAUGGACACAUUUGCUAUUGGUCUUGCUGUGGAUUUCUCUACUUCAGAGCCAUUACCACCCUAUGAUCCCGCCACCAGCUCAGAAAAUGUCAAGCCAAUGCCAACCAUGUACCUCUUAAAUGAUGAGGAUCAGAUUUGUGCAUAUCAUUGUUACAAUACCGAUUUGGCUGCUCGCAAUCACAAGUAUCAUGGUAUGGUGGAUGCAAAGGAUAUCAUGGAGGCGCCAUCCGAAUUUCCUAGUACCCCAGCACCUACAACAGCUCCAGCAACAUCAGCACCAGCUUUCUCAUCUGAACCACCCAAACAGCCACAACAACAACAACCAUCCUCUGGCUUUGGAAGUAGUCCAUUUGGUGCUGCUCUUCAACAACAAGGUUCGAAUGAUGGAUUUGCUGCACUCCUUUCUGGUAAAUCAAAUGAAUCAUCUACACCAGCAGCAACGACCGGUGGAUUUGGAGGAUUUGGAGGAGCUGGUCAAGGUACCGGCAGCGGUGGUGGCGGUUUUACAUCCUUCCGAAGUUUGACAAUGAGCAGCAAUGCAAAGAAUCCUGCUAGUGGUGGCAUGUUUGGAUCAAGUGGAUUUGGAGGAGCAGCAGGAGCAACAGCAACAGGAGCUACAGGUUUUGGAAUGGCAGCAGCAACAGCAGGAGGAAAUACUGGAUCAGCACCUACAUUUGGCGCAACAAGUUUUGGUGCCAGCCCAUCCGCACCUCAACCUACUCAAAGCUUAGCAUCUCUUGGCAAGUCGACUGAACAACAACAACAACAACCUGCAUUUGGACAAACGACCAGUCUUGGAAGUACUACCACGACUCCUGCCUUUGGAUCUACAAGCUUUGGUGCUCAGCCAUCUACUCCUCAACAGCCACAAAGCUUUGCAUCCUUAGCCAAGACCGAGACUUCAAAGCCAUCUUCAGGAUUUGGAUCGGUACCUGCAUUUGGUCAAUCAUCAUUUGGUACCACGCCUACCUUUGGUCAAUCAUCAUUUGGCGCUACACCUGCAUUCGGUGCACCUUCCACUAAGCCUGCAUCUCAAGAGGAAAAGCCAAAGGAGCCUACAUUUGGUUUUGGUGGAUUUGCAUCUGCACUUGCUAAGACUGAAGAACCCAAGGAAGAAGAAAAGGAGAUUGCCGUCAAAGAAGAAGAGCCUGAAGAAGAAGAAAAGGAGAUUGCCGUCAAAGAAGAGGAGCCUGAAGAAGAAGAAAAGGAGAUUGUUGUCAAAGAAGAAGAGCCUGAGGAAGAAGAUGCUGUCAAGGAAGAGGAGGAGGAACCUGAGGAAGAAGAAAACGAGAUACCUGUCAAAGAAGAAGAAGAGGAAGUCAAGGCCAAGCCUGAACCUGUGGAGGAAAAAGAGCCACUUGCAGCACCAGAGACCACGGCACCUCAAGUUGCAAAGCUUCCUGAUGCCCCAGAAGAAAAGCCUCCAACACCACAAGUUGUGCCAUCGUCAACUACUGACAAGCCUGUGGCAGGAUUUUCAUUGGGUGGUGAUGAUGAUAAAAAGGAAAGUGGUUCAUUCUUUUCAAAACCACCAGCAACUACUGGACAUGGCCUAUUCGCGAGCCCACAACAAGAGAAGCCUGUAUUUGGUUCCACAACAAGCUUCGGUGCUGCUGACGCAACAAAGCCAUCUGGAUUUGCAUCCUUAGCAGCCGCUGGAGAAAGUGCUAAAAUACCCCCUGUGUCUCAAGGAUUUGGAUCAUCAAGCUUUGGAUCUAUGGCCAAGGCUGAGUCACCAUCCACAGCUGUAAAGACGCCUACUCCUCCUCCUCCAUCAUCAUUCUCUGCACCUGCAACAGAACCAAAGACAGCACCCGCAGCACCGGCACCAAAGCCUAAGCCUAAGCCUACAGCAGAAGAGGGAAUGGCUAGAGAAUUUGAAAGCUUAUACUUGGCAAUGAAUGAAGACUUUGAAAAGUUGGAAUUGAAACAAGCAGAGCUUAAGCAAGCAGUUGAAUCACAACGACGCCAGAGUGCUGCAAGUAAAACAUAUACCGAUCUUCAAAACGACAAUUGGACAGUUGGAGAUGCUCUCGACUUGAGUACUGUGGCCGAUGGUAUUGCCACCAAGGCACGAACACAGCGUCCACAUAUUAUCCAGAUCAAGCAAUCCCUCGGUUAUUUCGAUGAAAACUCCAUCAAAUUAAACGUGAAAAAGUCGACAAUCGAAGCACUCAUGGAGACAAAGCCUGAUCCCAAGCUGAAGAAGGAACUCAAGGAGAGGAAUUUGGAUAAGCAGACAUUGGUCAAGUGGGAACAGCUUAAAUCUCGAUGCAAAACGUAUGGCCAACAGAUUGAUGAUUUGGAGAGCAAGAUCCAGAAUGAAAGGAUUAGAAUGCGAUCACCUGCUCAACCACAAGAAUCAAGCUCAUCACCCUCGUUAUACGCAUUAUACCUUCAACUGCGAGAGAUUGACAAGGAGUUAAAGAGCAAGCAACAACAAGUUAAGGAUAUGGAAGAACAAAUGGCAUACAUUCGAUUCAAGCAAGUGCAUCAGAAUGCUGUUUAUUCAACAUCAGGCAUUUCACUUGAGGAGGAAGACGAGGACGAGGAUCAAGAGAAUGAUGGAGAACAAAGAAACAAGGACACGCGAUCAUCCAUGGAUACACGACGAGCUGCCCUUCUUGAAUCCACCAGUCGAUAUUUACGAAGAGAGCGUUUUCUGGAUAGGAUACAUGAAUUCAAAAGCCAAAAAUGUGUAUAG
Lichtheimia ornata is the source of this 3807-nucleotide messenger RNA. RefSeq lists its product as uncharacterized. Gene Ontology annotation, molecular function: protein binding. The transcript has 9 exons. Bases 1 to 3807 code for a protein of 1268 amino acids. Lineage: Eukaryota; Fungi; Mucoromycota; Mucoromycetes; Mucorales; Lichtheimiaceae. The record is from RefSeq and is a predicted model, not a curated record.